Bemisia tabaci is the source of this 1889-nucleotide messenger RNA. NCBI's taxonomy places the organism in Eukaryota, Metazoa, Arthropoda, Insecta, Hemiptera, Aleyrodidae. The record is from RefSeq and is a predicted model, not a curated record.
CUGAAUAUGAUGGUAGAAAACACAGCACCCUUGUCCCAGAAUCAACUGUUCGAUUACAUUCGAUCAUUGAUCCUCGCCGAACAACGAGAAAAUGACGCGUUUUAUGUUUUAGAUUUGGGUGUCGUCGAUUUCCUCUUCAACACUUGGUCGUUCAACUUCCCGGUGAUUCAACCCUUCUACGCCGUGAAAUGCAACCCUCAUGUUCCUUUCCUUAAACGAUUGGCCGAGCUUGGGACAGGGUUUGACUGCGCUAGCUAUGCCGAGAUCCAGACCGUUCUGUCCAUCGGGGUUCCGCCGAACCGAAUUAUCUUCGCCAACACUUGCAAACCUGAUUCCCACAUCAAGUACGCGGCUGAGGUUGGCGUUAACCUGACGACGUUCGAUUCGGAAAGCGAACUCGAAAAGAUGAAAAGACUUCACCCCACGUGUGAGCUCUUGAUCCGGAUAAGGGUGCCCGAUUUAAGGGCUGUCAGCGACCCGCACGAUGCUAAGUUCGGCGCACUUCCCGACGAAAUAGCUCCUCUCCUGAGAACAGCUCGAGCUCUAGGACUCAACAUCGUCGGCGUUUCGUUCCACAUCGGGAGCGGAGCUGUCGAUUUCGGGGCAUUCGAAGAGGCCAUCGCGGCAGCGAAAUCCGCAUUCGAAAUCGCGACCCAAGUUGGUCUCCCUGAAAUGCGGAUCUUGGAUAUUGGGGCUGGGUUCAACUCCGGCUCGAGGUUCAUCGGGGCUGCGUUGGCUGUGAAAAGAGCUUUGAAAAAGCACUUCCCCGACCGUGAAGCUUUGAGAAUCUUGGCGGAGCCUGGCCGUUACUUCGCCAGAUCGGCUUUCACGCUGGUGACUUGCAUCAUUGGAAAGAGAGUUCGAGGCGACGUGAGGGAGUAUUGGAUCGACGACGGGAUUUUCGGAUCCAUGUGCUGUUUGAAGAGUGACCAAGGUCAUGACGAACUGAAGUUGACUCCUCUGGUUCUUCGUGGCUCAGCGAGGCUGGGGACGAUGACAUACAGAAGUACGAUUUUCGGACCGACCUGUUGCCCUCUCGACGUUGUUUCGAGGGACUACAAACUGCCGGAUUUGGAGGUGAACGACUGGUUGGUGUUUCACAACAUGGGAGCCUAUACUUCUGCGGCGGGCACUGAUUUCAAUGGAUUCAAAACUUCAGCCAUUCCAACGUACGUUGCGCAAUCUAGUCGGAGUGGAUAACUAUAGACAGGGCCAGAAUUGAACGUAUUUCUAUCAAACAGACUUAUGUGGAGGUGAGAAAUAUGGGGUGUGCUCGUCAGUUCUCUGGCCGUAACAGUGAAUGAGAAUAAUAAAGCGCCAGUGACGUCAACGGAGAUGGAUGCGCAUUCGUCGCGUCGUGCGUCGUAUUUGUCGUAGUGGUCAUCAACUCAUGAGCCCUGUCCACAACGCUCUCGUGCCACAUCCGCGGCUCAUUACAUCCCGCAUUCAGUUGCCACAUACUUCUCUUUGCUCAAUUUAAAAUCCCGCUUUUCCAAUCCUUGAAAGGAAUCACGCCCACUGACCACAUUGUUUCUUAUGCUGCUUUCUAGAGCACACCCCAUAUUUCUCACCUGCUGCACAUAGUUCUGUUUGAUAAAAAUACGUCCAAUUCAGUCGACACGGGUCGCGUUAUCUCAUCAAAAUUAUACGCACAUCCCGCUGAUCCUACUAAUAAUACCCGAAAUCAAAAUCGGGCUGAUUAUUAAAAUUGAUACAUAAAGCGAUAGACAAAGAAGACAAAGAAAUGGGACGAUUCUCAUUGGUGAAAGUGCGAUGGAAAAAGGCGGUGAGAAAUAAUGGAGAUGUUGCAUGCGUGAGGAAUUUGCGAUUUGACCAAUGAUUCUUAUGUACUUAAUUGUUCGCGAGAAACACGGAUGGUGCCACCGGUU